AUAUGUGUAUCUCAAAAAGAGUGAGAGAAAGGGAUGGAUUUCUUAGUCUUGCUUUUGUGCCUUUACCUUUCAUGGGGUCUCUUCCAAGCCCUAUGUUUCAUCGCAAACAGAGGCAAACCAAGCCGUAAGAGGCUGCCUCCGGGCCCAUGGCCGCUUCCCAUCGUGGGCAACCUCCUCCAGCUUGGUGAUAGGCCCGACAAGUUGUUCGCGGAGCUUGCCAAGACCUAUGGCCCCAUCAUGACCCUACAACUGGGCCGCAUCACCACGGUGGUCAUCUCCUCGGCUCAAGAGGCUCGAGAAGCCCUCCAGACCCAUGACCUGGCCUUCUCCAGCCGAACGAUUCCUGACGCCGUCACACCCUAUGACCAUGACCGACUAAGCGUUGGGUGGCUUCCUGUAUCACCGCUGUGGAGGUCCCUAAGGAGGAUAAUGAGCUCGCACAUUUUUGCCACUAGGAAGCUUGAUACCACCCAGCCACUCCGCCGCCAGAAGGUGGACGAGGUCCUUGCCCUGGUGCGCAAGAGAGCCCAUGCUGGAGAGCCAGUGGAAAUAGGCGAGACCGGCUUCAGGACCUCACUAAACUUCUUAUCGAACACGUUCUUCUCUCUGGACCUUGCAAACCCCGGCUCCGAUGAUGGUGGCAAGGAAUUCAGGGAUAUCGUAUGGAACUUGAUGGUCGAGGUCGGGAAACCGAACCUCGCCGAUUAUUUCCCUGUGCUCAAGCUGAUUGACCCCAACGGCCGGAGGCGUCAUUUGGCCGUCUAUUUUGGGCAGAUGCUCGAUAUAUUUGAUGGCCUAAUCAAGAAGAGGUUGCAGUUAAGGGGGAAAUCAGCUGAUCCUACAAGGACCAAUGAUGUUUUGGAUUCUCUACUUGAUAUUAAUGAAGACGACAAUGAAGGGAUUAGCAUGGACCAUAUCAAGUUUCUGCUUUUGGACUUGUUUGCCGCUGGUACAGAUACCACUUCGACCACGUUAGAAUGGGUGAUGGCGGAGCUUCUCCACAAUCCAGAUAAGUUAUCGAGAGCAAAAGCCGAGCUCGAGCAGAUAAUUGGCAGGGGUAACCCCCUGAAAGAAUCUGAUAUCCCGCAACUACCAUACCUGCAGGCAGAAAUCAAAGAAACCUUCAGACUGCACCCGACCGUCCCCUUGCUGGUGCCUCACAAGGCCAAGGUGGAGACUGAAUUCUGCGGCUUCACCAUACCCAAGGGCGUGCAGGUUCUCGUCAAUGUUUGGGCCAUAGGUCGGGACACGAGCUCGUGGGAGGACCCGGACGCAUUCAUGCCAGAAAGGUUCUUGGGGCCCAACUCGGGAAUUGAUGUUAAGGGGCAGAAUUUCGAGCUCAUUCCUUUCGGGGCAGGCCGUCGAAUAUGCCCAGGUUUGCCAUUGGCCAUGAGAAUGUUGCACUUAAUGCUGGGCUCCCUCGUGAAUUGCUUUGACUGGAAGCUCGAAAAUGGGAUGAAACCUGAGGACAUGAACAUGGAGGAGGCUUUUGGCAUGACCUUGCGAAUGGCUCAUCCUCUUCGAGCUGUGCCCGUGCCUCUGUGAAUCCAAAACCAAUGUUUGCUACGUGAUCUAGUUAGUGCAUAUAACCCGGAGGAUAGGGGCUCUUACAACGUCCUAGUAAUAAACCAUAGAGAGGGAUUUCAUUUAUCGCUAUUAAAAGUGGCAAAACUCAUGUACUUCUCCGUUAUGAAUAAAAUUGAACUUGCCCUCGGAACUUUUGGCAGCACCAUGUA
This is a messenger RNA of Punica granatum (pomegranate), 1736 nucleotides long. The record is from RefSeq and is a predicted model, not a curated record. NCBI's taxonomy places the organism in Eukaryota, Viridiplantae, Streptophyta, Magnoliopsida, Myrtales, Lythraceae.